Molecule: messenger RNA, 1014 nt
Organism: Schizophyllum commune H4-8
Lineage: Eukaryota; Fungi; Basidiomycota; Agaricomycetes; Agaricales; Schizophyllaceae
Exons: 2
Coding region: 344-982 (212 amino acids)
Source: RefSeq, a predicted model, not a curated record
GACCUUGACGUAAGCGGCUCAUCUUGGCCCCCCGCGCCUUCCACCCUGCCCGCACCUGCCUUCAGCCCACCGUCGGCACUGCCGGGGGUCUACAUACACAGCGAACAUGCUCCAGAUGCUCCAGGAGAACUCUCUUCACCGUAGCCUCCCUCCACAUUAUCUGGUAAGCCCCGUCCCCUCUCCUCUCUGUGACCGUCCCAUUUGUAUUCCUUGACACAUUUCGCCUUCCUCUCGACGAUCUGUUCCCUUUGCGCGCGUGGCUGGCCUUGGGACCGCUGCAAUCAUGAUCAACAUCAGCGUACCAUCGCCGCCUCCCAGCCGUCUCCUCGUGAGACUUUAGCCCAUGUCGGUGGCGGGGAGGAUGACCUUCGCCCCCCAGUCACUCCCCCCUCGGCAAGGGCACUCGCAUUCAUACCCUGCCGAGAGCCCUGGUACGUGUCCUUCGUCAUCUCUACGUGCCACCCGCAGCCCCCCGAGCCAGCCCUUGCAUUCCAUCCCCUCGGACUUGGCCGCUACCUUCGUACUCUUCGAGGCCGUAUCUUCCCUCGCCCCCGCGCAUCACGCUGCUCAUCCCGCGGCCUUAGUCACUCGCAUAGCGUGUUCACCACCAGCUCGACUUCUCCCAAGUUCUAUCGCACGCGCAUCGGUACGACGGGAACAUCAGGGAAACCGCCCCCUUGCUGCAAUCAUUGGCGGCCGACUGCUCGCCUCGCCCGCCCCGACGCGUCGUUUCCUCGGAUGUCUUCCAUUGUGUUUUUCCUCCGUUUUGCAAGCAGGCGCCCGGGGUCCCGCCCGCGCCACUGGAACCGGUUGCUGGCGCGUCUGUAAUUCGUCGCUGGCGCCAUCUUCGCCGCGCCUAAGCUCGUUGGCUUUCUUGACUCCGCCACCGCUCUCGACCCUGCCACCGCGCCUGCUCGACCUGCCAAGGGCCCCCACCAUUUCUCGUCCUCGGGGUGUGUCCCUCGUUCUCGCUCGCUCAUAAUCACGUGCGCUUGUCUCGAGACGGCCUUGCCC